Molecule: messenger RNA, 3575 nt
Organism: Orcinus orca (killer whale)
Lineage: Eukaryota; Metazoa; Chordata; Mammalia; Artiodactyla; Delphinidae
Gene: SOWAHC
Product: sosondowah ankyrin repeat domain family member C
Exons: 2
Coding region: 296-1444 (382 amino acids)
Molecular function (GO): protein binding
Source: RefSeq, a predicted model, not a curated record
CAUUGCGGACCGCUCACGGGCCGGAAGUGGGUGGAGCCAGGGCGUGUUCUCCGGGGAGAGCACUGAUUGCGGCCUGCGCGGGGACUGAAAGGGGGCGGGUCGGACAGGAGCGGGGCCCGCGGGAGCUAUAAGGCGGCCAGUGAGAAGGCCGGAAGUGGGCGUGUCCGUCCGGCGGGGGCGCGUCCGCGGGCGCGGCCGGGGGGCGGUGGCGGCUAGUCAGGCCGCUGCGGCGCCCGAGGGGCCUGAGGAGGGGUCAGCCGCGUCGGUGCGGAGCCGGCCAGGUGCGCGGCCACGGAUGGAGGGUCCAGUGGAGUGCGGGGCCCGGGAACAGGCCGAGCUGGAGCAGCCCGUCGGCGGCGCCCUGGGCGGGACGCCCGAGCAGCGCGCCAGCGGCCGCCUCAGGGAGCCGGGGCACUCGGCGGCAUACCCCGCCGACCCCUCCGACCCCGCGGACGAAGCCCCGAGCGCGCCCCCGGGGAGGCGGCCCCGCGGCGGCCCCGCGGAAGAGGGCGCGCGGCCCGAGGUGCCUGGCGAUGCGCCGCGGCCCGGCCGCCCCGCGCCCCGGGAGGCGGCGGGCAGCUCCCCGCAGCUGCGGCGCGGCCCCGGGGGCGCGGACGGCGCGGCGGCAGAGGAGGAGGGCGCGGGCGCGCUGACGCUGGACCCGCUGGAGCACGCGUGGAUGCUGUCGGCCGCCGACGGCCGCUGGGACAGCCUAGAGGGGCUGCUGGCCUGCGAGCCCGGCCUGCUGGCCAAGCGCGACUUCAUCACCGGCUUCACCUGCCUGCACUGGGCGGCCAAGCACGGCCGGCAGGAGCUGCUGGCCCUGCUGGUGCGCUUCGCGGGCCAGCACCGGCUGCCGGUGAACAUCAACGCGCGAACAAGCGGCGGCUACACCGCACUGCACCUGGCGGCCAUGCACGGGCACGUGGAGGUGGUGAAGCUGCUGGUCGGGGCCUACGACGCGGACGUGGACGUGCGCGACUACAGCGGCAAGAAGCCUUCGCAGUACCUGAGCCCGAGCACCGCCGAGGAGAUCCGGACCCUGGUGGGCGCCCUGGACGAGGACGAAGCCGAGAGCACGGCGGGCAGCGGGGGAGGGCGCUGGAGGCUCUCGAGGGUGCUGCCCUCGACCCUCAUCUCCGGCAGACUCUCGCACGCUCUGGAGGACGGCGGGGACCACCACCACCAUCACCAUCACCUGGCCGAGGGAUUGGCUGCGGGCAAAGCGAAGGAGCCGGGUCGCAAAGCCUCGGGCAGCUCUAGUGGGCGGAUGAAACCCAGACUCAACAAAAUCCGCUUCCGAACCCAGAUCAUCCACACCACACCCUCUUUCAGAGACCCGGAGCAGCCCCUGGAGGAGGGGGAGGACGAAGAGGAAGACCGGUCUUUUAAAGGCCACUCAUCCUCAUUCAAACUGAGACCCAAGUCCAAUGUAUUCGGGUAAAAAUGAUUUUAGAACGUUCUAAGACUUGUUUGUCGUCUUAGGAAUAGGGUACUAGGUGUAGACAAGGAAGUGAGACCAGAAAAGACUUAAGCUAAAUGCUGCAUUCUUACUUCGGGGGGUUGGAAAGGAUGGGGAGGAAUUCUCCUUAGCAGUAUGGCUGCAGUGGAUUUCCAAGCGAUUCCUCAAACCUUGACCUAGGCCUCUUUUCCCGCUGCCACCCUUCUGCGCUGGAGUCCCUGUUUAUAAGGACUGAAAGUGUAUCAAAAUCAGGUGCAGAGUUGAUGACUGAGGGUCCCUUUGAUUGAAACAUUGCCGGCUACCAUGCAGAGUAAGGAGCAUUGCACAUUCGUAUCUGUUUUUAAUAGUGGCGACUCUUCCAAGAGCAACAGGAAAUGCAAAUUGUAAUGAAGCUGGUAGUGUUUGUAAGUGUGAACAAACCGACAUACUACCCUGUGUUUUUACUAAUUGCAUUUGAUUUUAAGAUGCUACUGAAGGUCAGGUCAGAGUUGAAAUGCACAAAUACUAAUUAGAGAAUAAUGUGAAUGCAAUUGGAAAUCUCUUGGUACCCUACUUGUAAGUAGUGUUCACCUCUUUUCGAAAGCAAUUUCAGCUUUGGUCACUGAACUAAAGAAAUAGGCAACAUUCACUUUUGAGUUAAUCUGUUGUGUGGUUUCCUCUUAAUUAUCUCUAAUACCACUGCACUUAGUAUUAAGGUACAUUAUUAAUAACUACAUAAAUUUUUAUUUAAAGAAAACCCUUUUUAGCAACGUAUGGUACUUUUAAGUAAAUGUUACCUCUGGUUCUGAUUCUCACUAACUUGUUUUGCUUUUCCAAAGUCUGAAUUUGUCUGAGUUUUUAUUCUGGGGGUAAUUUAACCGUUGGUUCUACUUGGCAUGACCCUAUUUGACAGUGCUUAGAGUUGAAUUGCCUACAGAAACUGUUUCUGGUUUAGAUUAUUAACAAAAAUUGACAUAAAUGUUAAUGAACUGAUGCUUCUGUGAAGUAAUUAUUAAAUCAACUUAAUAGUCUCACACAAGGUACACUUUUUUUUUUUUUUGCGGAACGCGGGCCUCUCGCUCCUGUGGCCUCUCCCGUUGCGGAGCGCAGGCUCAGCGGCCACGGCUCACGGGCCCAGCUGCUCCGCGGCAUGUGGGAUCUUCCCGGACUGGGGCACGAACCCGUGUCCCCUGCAUCUGCAGGCGGACUCUCAACCACUGCGCCACCAGGGAAGCCCAAGGAUUAUGGAAGUGGGAUAUGUACAUUUGAGAAGCACUUUUAUCCAUACAUGUGGGUGAAAAUCUAAUUUUGUAUAAAUCAAAAUUAGGUUCCUUGAAGGUGAAAAGCAGUCAUUUGUUCCGGAUCAUAACUACAUUGCCUGUAUCUAGUGUGGGAUAAGUUGUAACUUCUCACUGAGUCUAAGGUUUCAAGGACGUGUGAAGCCAAAGUGAACCAUAAAAACACUGCGGAACCACCUCCAUGUUCCACUGAACAGUGUUAAUCUCUCAAAUGUGUAUGUUAGUGCCUAAUUGCACAGAAUCUGUAACUUGCUAGAUCUUUAGGGAUGGAGUCAAUACUUAACUUGCUUUUCACAUUAAAGAAUUCAACUUUUCAGAUAAAAUAUACUUUAAAAUUUCAAAAAUCAUUCCUGGGGGAACUUUUAGCAUUCCUUGUCAUGAUGUACUUGUGUGCAGUAAGUGCAGCAUUUGCAGCUGCUUAACUCUGUUCCUCUUAUUUUUUCAAUUUCCAAAUUGAGAUUAUAAAAAACAAGUGAUUUGUGUAAUUUGAUGUUUGUGGAGUUGUGCCUACUAUUAAUGGAAAUAUGCACGUCAGUUACUCAGAGGUCGUUGAUGUGAAACUAGUUAGAAAUUCCAGGUGUGUCGGUGUGUUUCUUACAGGUGCACUGGACACUAGUGAAUUUGUCACAGCUCUCUUCACUUUUAUGGUGUAUAAAGUACAGCUAGCUUAUAAAACUUGAAAAUAUGGCACUAGUCUAUUCAUGCCUGAAAUCUUGGAGUCCAGGAUGCCUUGUCUCUUACUUUUCAAAUAAGUGAAACUUUGGGAGUUUAGAAUGUAAAAUUUGUGAAGUUUGUUUUGUCAAAAUAAAACGUUCACACUAGAUUUUUCCUCUGAA